Messenger RNA from Anoplopoma fimbria (sablefish), 904 nucleotides. It is a transcript of the gene tnnt3a, whose product is annotated as troponin T type 3a (skeletal, fast). The record is from RefSeq and is a predicted model, not a curated record. The transcript is spliced from 11 exons. Gene Ontology annotation, molecular function: troponin I binding; tropomyosin binding; troponin C binding. NCBI's taxonomy places the organism in Eukaryota, Metazoa, Chordata, Actinopteri, Perciformes, Anoplopomatidae. Gene Ontology annotation, biological process: regulation of muscle contraction; sarcomere organization; muscle contraction. Gene Ontology annotation, cellular component: troponin complex. The coding region runs from base 1 to 687 and encodes 228 amino acids.
AUGUCCGACACCGAGGAAGUUGGAGAAAAGGAGGAGAAGCCAAAGUUCAAGCCCAGCGCUCCUAAAAUCCCAGAUGGUGAGAAAGUGGACUUUGAUGACAUCCAGAAGAAACGUCAGAACAAGGACCUGGUCGAGCUCCAGGGCCUGAUCGAUGCUCACUUUGAGUGCAGGAAGAAGGAGGAGGAGGAGCUGAUCGGCCUCAAGGACAGGAUUGAGAAGCGUCGUGCUGAGAGAGCUGAGCAGCAGAGAGUCCGUGCUGAGAAGGAGAAGGAGCGUCAGGCCAGACGUGAGGAAGAGAGGCGGAUCAGGGAGGAGAGUGACAUCAAGAAGAAGGCAGAUGAGGAUGCAAAGAAGAAGUCGGCUCUGACCAGCAUGGGCUCCAACUACAGCAGCCACCUGCAGAGAGCCGACCAGAAGAGAGGAGGAAAGAAAGAGACUGAGAGAGAGAAGAAGAAGAAGAUCCUGGCCGCCAGACGCAAGCAACUCAACAUCGACCAUCUGAACGAAGACAAGCUGAAGGAUAAGAUCAACGAGCUGCAUGAAUGGAUGACCCAGCUGGAGUCUGAGAAGUUCGACCACAUGGAAAGACUGAAGAGGCAGAAAUACGAGGUUACAACCCUGCGUAAGAGAGUGGAGGAGCUCAGUAAAUUCAGCAAGAAGGGAGCCGCCGCCCGCCGCAGAAAGUAGAUCGUCUCAGAAAGCAAACUGCGAUCGUGUCGGACACACGCCUGAUGAAACAACUCUUGAGGCGGCGAAGGUCGUAGCUCAGAAGAAGCCCGUAACGCUGAGGUGGACUCCAACCCACGUCCUCAUAGAUGCAACCAGGAGCCUUUAGCUGCUGUUCAAAUAGGAAUUAAAGAAAAACUUGUUUGGCCAUCACGCUUCCUCGCCCUCAGCUGUUUGG